Vigna angularis (adzuki bean) is the source of this 1242-nucleotide messenger RNA. RefSeq lists its product as uncharacterized. The transcript is spliced from 3 exons. Bases 1 to 1242 code for a protein of 413 amino acids. Lineage: Eukaryota; Viridiplantae; Streptophyta; Magnoliopsida; Fabales; Fabaceae. The record is from RefSeq and is a predicted model, not a curated record.
AUGGUUCAGUGGCAGCAACAACCAACUCCAAUUGAGAAGACCACCACGAAGCUUGGGGAAACCUUCCGACAAUUCAUGAAAAUGAGCUUAUCUUAUUGUGAGAAUAUAGAGGUUGCGUUUAAAAGCAUGAAGAUGCACAUUGGGCAAUUGGUCAAUAAGAUAGAGGGUUGUGAAAGGAAUGCAAAAAGUAAUCUGAGGGAAGAGUGUAAAACCAUUGUUACUAGAAGUGGCAAGGUGUUAGAUGAGAGAAAAAUAGAGAGAAAAGAGAAAGAAAAUGUGAGUGAGGAAGAAGAGAAAGAAAAGCAGCUUGAGCAGUUUAUGGAGAUUUUUAAAAAACUAGAGAUUACCAUACCUUUCUCUGAAGCAUUGCAACAAAUGCCUUCGUAUGCAAAGUUUUUGAAGGAGCUCCUCACGAAGAAACGAAAAUACAUUGAAAAGGGGACCAUUGAAGUGCAAGGUAAUUGCAGUGCAAUCAUACACAAAUUAUUACCUCCUAAGCUUAAAGAUCCAGGAAGCUUCACCAUUCCGUGUACCAUCGGAGAAUUGGAAAUUAGAAGAGCAUUGAUUGAUUUGGGAGCUAGCAUUAAUUUAAUGUCGCUUGCUAUGUUCAAAAGAAUUGAAGGUUUGGAACUCAAACCUACUAGAAUGUCACUACAGUUAGCGGACAGGUCUCUUAAAUACCCGUAUGGGGUGGUUGAAGAUGUGCUCGUGAAGACUGCAAGAGUUUUAAUUGAUGUGGAGAAUGGCAAGCUUAAAGUGAGAGUUCAAGAUGAAAAAGGGGAUUUUGAUGUAUUCAAAGCCAUGACACACCCUAAAGAUGAUAAAGCAUGUUUCCAAUUUGAUAUGCUUGAUGAAGUUUGUAUGGUGCAAGAGAAGAUGGUAUGUUGUUCUUCUCCGUUAGAAAAAACUCUUAUUGAUGCCUGUGAAGACUUGAAUGAUGAGGAAGAAAAAUUAAUUGAUGUGUGUAUGACGGAGUUGGAGACAUUGAAGGAGAUCCCAGUGGAGGAGGCUAAUUUUGAGAUGAUUGAUACCAAAGAAGAAGUCAAAGAAAAGAAGUUGGAGCUAAAGAUGUUACCAUCACAUUUGAAGUAUGUUUUCUUAGAAGAAGAUGGAACAAAACCAGUCAUCAUUAGUAAUUCUUUGCUCCCUAAAGAGGAAGAAAAGUUGGUAGAAAUAUUAAAAGCCAACAGAGAAGCUAUUGGAUGGUCAAUCUCAAAUCUCAAAGGUAUAAGUCCAACCUAG